UCUGAAUCCCAGAACUCGACAAUGUCAAUUCCAUAAAAUCAAUACGAGGACUGAGUUUCAUGUGUAGGAACAUCGAUUUCUAAUCAUGGUCUCUGCUACACAAUUUUAUAUCCAUCAUUUCUAAAGAGUUAUGUAAUAUCAUGCUGCGGUGACUGACGUAGCCAGACUGCGGAAGUCGCAGACAUUUUACCACUAAUAUCGAUAACGACUAACUACGAGCCUCUGUCUGUAUGUAAAUACUGCAAGAAGAAAUGAACAGCACGUGGUUCAUGUGCAGAAUAAUGUAUUGAACACAGCUUUGAUCGGAAAUAGAGUUGGAUUCACCAUUUCCAGAUAGGAUUGUAGAUAUACCUGACAGAGACGAUAACCCGCGGAAUGGUAGCAGUAUCCGCCAUAAGACAUUGCUCCUGACCUAGACUCUUACACCGGAAAAGACAACCGGUACUCAUUGAUAGAGCUGGGAAUCAGAGGUAUGCUACACCAGAGAAAUUUGAUGUAGAUGAAAAGUGGAGGAUAUGUACAACAAUAUUUUGAAGUUGAAAAUUUUCAAAUUUACUUUAUUUUGUCAAAAAAUACAGUUUUAGUAGAAGGUAAUCUGAAAAAAAAUUUAAAACCCCUACUGGACUCGAACCUGCGACCUACAGUUCAGCAGUCGGUAUCCUAACCUACUGCGCUACUCGGCUAGGUAUUUAAAUGGAAAAGGAAAAGUCAAAUAUUGCUGAUAUAGAUUUUUUCAUCCAUGUUUUUAAAGGAAGUCAGCCAUUAUGACGAUGUAGAGUACUACCUUGAUAUAUUAAUCGGUUUUUCUUACAUGUAACAACACUUAAAACUUGUUUUCACAAAUUAUACAAGUACGGUUUUUGAAACAUUGCCGGUUGACUCCCGGUUCCAAACUAUAAAUAAAAGAUUGCGUCAUCAACCUCCGGUGAAAACGUACACUUGUGCAUUUCCCCAUUGCAUCCGGUUUAUACCUUAGUAUUCACGGGAGAAUGUAACAUGUAUAAGGGCACAUGCACUCGACGUUUUUAAAAAUAUCAAUAAUAAAUAAAAUUGUCUUAAUGUUUACAGGAAGACAUUUUUGUUUAUUAUAAUGUCGAGUGCCUGUGUAUAAGGGUUAUGUCGGAUGUUUAACAAUGUCAUGGCAUUGUGUUUUGUAUUCUGUUUAGGGGCACCCCGUGGGGAUCCGGGUUAGAAUAGGUUCGUAGUACCCUUGCUUGUCGUAGUUAAGAGGUGACUAAAUGGGGCGGUCCUUAGCUUAGCAUAGGAUGAGACCGCAAAAGCCGAGGCCUGCAGAUCUGGGAAAUAUUGGAACAGACUUGAGAGCUUUAUAGAUUUACCCCUUUUAAAGGUCCUCGGUUACUCUGUGCAUGACUGAUGCCAUUUAUAGCCACAUUGUAUAAUCUUGCGUCGCCGUCUCAAACAUUUAAUGUAUAAAAAAAGGUCUUGUGUAUUUUCCCACUACUCUCCCUCAAACAUUUAUUUAAGCCCCAGCACUUGCAAUGCAACGUGUGUUAAGCUGUUAAGGUCGCCAUUCAAUUCGAACCUCGUGGACUAUUGUAUUCGAUACAAGCUGACCGGAAGUCCACGGGAGAUCAUGGAGGUAACCACCGGGAGGAGCGGGCAGUUACCGGGACUGCUGGCAGCGACAGUUAUCUGUGUUAUUCCUUUCAUUCAUAUAGGCAUAGUCCACAAGAUGAUCUGGGUUCCCAAUAAGCCGAUAGUGAACAGAACAAGCUGUAGAUGUAACUGUUUUGACACAGUAUACAAAGGAUCAUAUGAAAGCCAAGGAAAAACUGGAUAUAAACACGUGUAUUUCAACGCCACAUCCGAGGUGCUGUUCAUAUGGAUUUUAACGCUAAUGACCAUCAUCGUAUCAUAUGAGUGUUUCAAAUGUCUAUAUAAGAUGUGUAUUAAUAGGGACAUUAGGUGGCGAAUGCUACUGUUAUUUAUUCUAGACAUUUAUCCAAAUUAUUAUUCAUACUGGUCAUACUUUAAUUACGUAAAUGAUCACUUUUACAAGCAAUUCUAUCAUCAGUUAUUUUUCACAACAACGGAACUGUUUUCCACGUGGAACGUCGUGCGCAUGUGUUCGAAAAAUUCCAAGAUGGACUCGGGGCCUGCGAUGUCUGUAGUGGUGAUCAGUUUAAUCCACAUUUUGCUUGGAGGAGUUGAUCAGUUUUUCGUUCAGCUGAUACUGUGGAAAGACGAAGCCUUCCAAAGGUUUAGAAAUCUUGGCUUUUUACUCCCAGACGUGCUGCACGUGAUUCUCGUGAUCCAACAAAUGGCAAUUGUAAGACAGAAAUCUUGGAAUUGCGUGUUUACCGUCACAGAACUCAAAUUUGGAGUAAUUUUUGUAGUGAGUGGUUUUGUUGUGGGAAAAUGUUUGUUUCGUUGAAUAUUUGCAUUGUCUUGUCAAGCGAUUUAUUGUCCUAUUUAAGCAUAAAUUGUGUAUUAGGUGUGGAAUAUCUAGUUUUUGUUUGUUUUCUUUGUUUUUUGUUUUGUUAUUUUUUGUUAUCAAAAAAGAAGGCGAAAAUAGUGAACAGUACUGCUUAUUAAGCGAUACCAAUAUUUGUUAUCAGAAUGAUAUUGAAAGGCUUACAAAAAUAAUAAAAAGAUAAGAUACAUGUAA
Molecule: messenger RNA, 2629 nt
Organism: Ostrea edulis (European flat oyster)
Lineage: Eukaryota; Metazoa; Mollusca; Bivalvia; Ostreida; Ostreidae
Exons: 5
Coding region: 1427-2395 (322 amino acids)
Source: RefSeq, a predicted model, not a curated record